AAUAAUCGUGAUCAUACAGCAGAGGAGUCGCGAUUUGUCAUAUGACAUUGAGCAGCAAGUUCAAGGUUUCGCGAUUAUUCCCGGAAUAGUUACGAGACUUUGUCCACGCGGAGCUGCGAGUCUCUUAAUAAUAUACUUUAUUGAUGGUCUUGCGCUUUACUGCGAGACUCGUGUUGAUCGCGUCGCGUUAAAUAACCUCGCGAGUGUUUCCACUGUGGUGUUUCUAACCUCAAACAUGGCCGACUCGGAGCAAGACCCGGGAGACCGGGUCGACGGCGAUAACCAGAAAAACGACAAAAUGUUCACCCUGAAAAAGUGGAACGCCGUGGCAAUGUGGAGCUGGGACGUGGAAUGCGACACUUGUGCCAUUUGCAGAGUUCAAGUUAUGGACGCCUGUCUGCGAUGCCAGGCGGAGAGCAAGAAGGAAGUUUACGGACGACAGGAUUGCGUGGUCGUCUGGGGCGAGUGCAACCACUCGUUCCAUUAUUGCUGCAUGUCGCUCUGGGUCAAACAGAACAAUCGUUGCCCGCUGUGCCAGCAGGAAUGGUCUAUCCAACGAAUGGGAAAGUAAUCCUUCGCGUCCAGGAUUAUCCUGCCGUCGAGAAAAGCACGCGUUCUCUCUGUCGGUCUUUGGAUUCGUUUUUCGAAAGCCUCCGAUGGAACUUGGUAAUGAUAUAUAUAAUGUGUUUUAUACGAGGGUGUUAUUUUAUAGUGAUAUACAUACACGGAAAAUAAUUAUUAUUAUUCAUAAUGUUUAAUUCAAAAUUAUUAUAUUCUU
Molecule: messenger RNA, 778 nt
Organism: Nylanderia fulva
Lineage: Eukaryota; Metazoa; Arthropoda; Insecta; Hymenoptera; Formicidae
Product: Regulator of cullins 2
Molecular function (GO): zinc ion binding
Source: RefSeq, a predicted model, not a curated record